CGUGCGCAGACCCAGCACGGUCACACUGUCCGGAAUAUUCGUGUAGCGCGGUUGUCGUGCGGUCGGUCGGUCGGCAAAAUAAAGUGCAUUUAACUGCAGUUGCUCUCGGUUCUCACACUCCUCGCCCACAGACCGUGUCGAAUGCGGUAUGUAAGGCAAAUUGUAAGCAAAUUGCACACCCCUCGAUCGGAAAAACCUGCAAACAAAGCAGAAGAGGCGUCGCCUGCCGCAGGAGCCUUUCAUCGAAAUCUGGUCCUUUGUCUGUGUUUGUGUGCCUGCAUCCGUGUAUCGCUGUACGUGUGUGCGUGCCUGUGUGUGUGUUUGUGUGUGUGCUAGUGGCAGUGUGCUUGUGUGAGUGCCGCCGUUGCACCACCAGCAACAACAACAACAGCAGCAGCAACAAAUUGUGUUUUUGCUUACAUUGUCAGAAAGAAUUAAAUUAAAUUGUACAAAUUUUGGCACCCAGCACUUUUUACACUUUCUCAAACCCAAAAAAAAAAAAAAUUAACCAAAAAAAAUUAUAAAAAAAUAAGAAAAAACACGCCCGGAAAAUAGUCAUUUUCGAUUGGCCAGUUGUGCUGAGCGUUCGAUAGCAGAGAAACAGGCAGCAGCCGCUUUGGAUAUCUUCAACGGAAUCAAAGAGCAACUUUCAAGUUGCCCGGAACGCACCCGUGCCCUUUGCCGGACUGUAUGGGGUACCCUAUCGCUGUCCCUUAGCACAGCGCUCCAAGCGGCGACCAUCGAGGACGCCAUCGGCGGCGGCGGCUCCGGAUCGCGGGGAUUACAGGAUCCAGGGGGAGGCGGCGGAGGAGGAGGAGGCGGCUCCGUCUCCGGCUCGGGCUCGGGUCGCUUUGCCACCAUAAUGGGCGCAGUCAAAUCGCGAACCAUCACCAGCGCCGAUGUGGACGCCGAUGAGCAGCUGCAGCAUCCCCAUCCGCAUGCGCACCAUCACUCGAUGCGCAAUGGCCACCAGCACAACGGUUCCAUCUCCAGCGGCACGCUGCAGAAACAGGAUCUGCGCUACGACAUCGGCUGCAGCUCCCAGUACCAGCAUGUCAGGCAGCCGAGCUUGCGAAGCCGGAGCCAGCAACCCAUGCCCACCACGGAUGAGCUGGACCGGCGAUUCGCCAAAGUGCUGGCUUCGAUGGACUUGCCACCUGAUAAAGCAAAGUUGCUGCGGAACUACGAUGACGAGAAGAAGUGGGACAUGAUAUGCGAUCAAGAAAUGGUGCAGGCAAAGGAUCCGCCCUCACAUUACUUGAGUAAACUGCGCACAUACUUGGACCCAAAGGCAUCAAGGAGUCAUCGGCUUUAUCUCUUCUACUUUCUUUGUCAGAAACGGAAAAUGGUCGGCGAGUCCACGUCCACCCAGGUGCUCCGCGAUCUGGAGAUCUCGCUGCGCACGAACCACAUCGAGUGGGUGAAGGAGUUCCUGGAUGACACGAACCAGGGUCUGGACGCCCUGGUCGACUAUCUCAGCUUCCGGCUGCAGAUGAUGCGGCACGAGCAGCGCCUUCAGGGUGUCUUGUGUGCCUCUGAGGAGCGUCUGAAUCUCACAAACGGCGGCGAUGGCGGUGAGAUGGUGAUGGGAAACAGUAGUUCUGUUAGUCCUGGUGGAGGUGGUGGUCUACUGUCCCAUGGAAACAGUGCGGGACAUGGUCUGGCCAAUGGCACCCUGGACUCUAGGCAGCAGCACACAAUGUCCUAUGGAUUCCUACGACCCACCAUUGCCGAUGCCCUGGAUAGUCCUAGUUUGAAGCGAAGGUCACGACAUAUUGCCAAAUUGAACAUGGGUGCUGCCACGGACGACAUCCAUGUGUCCAUUAUGUGCCUGCGAGCGAUCAUGAACAAUAAGUAUGGGUUCAACAUGGUCAUCCAGCACCGCGAGGCCAUCAACUGCAUUGCCUUGAGUCUCAUCCACAAAUCGCUGAGGACGAAAGCCCUGGUCCUGGAGCUGCUGGCAGCCAUCUGUCUGGUAAAGGGCGGACACGAGAUCAUUUUGGGUUCGUUCGAUAACUUCAAGGAUGUGUGCCAAGAGAAGCGACGCUUCCAAACCCUCAUGGAGUACUUCAUGAACUUCGAGGCCUUUAACAUAGACUUUAUGGUUGCCUGCAUGCAGUUCAUGAACAUAGUUGUCCACUCGGUGGAGGAUAUGAACUACAGGGUCCACUUGCAGUACGAGUUCACGGCCCUGGGCUUGGAUAAGUAUCUGGAGCGAAUUCGACUGACAGAGUCGGAGGAGCUGAAGGUGCAGAUAUCAGCCUAUUUGGACAACGUUUUCGAUGUGGCUGCCUUGAUGGAAGAUUCCGAAACAAAAACUUCAGCCCUGGAGCGAGUCCAGGAGCUUGAGGAUCAACUUGAGCGAGAAAUAGAUCGUAACUCAGAGUUCCUCUACAAGUAUGCGGAAUUGGAGUCGGAGAAUCUUACGUUGAAGACGGAACGCGAGCAGCUGGCUAUGAUUCGGCAGAAGCAGGAGGAGGAUCUUACGGUGAUGCAGCGGAUGUUGCAGCACAACGAGCAGGAAUUGAAGAAGCGGGACACACUGCUGCACACAAAGAACAUGGAGCUGCAGACGCUUACGCGUUCCUUGCCACGAUCCGCCUCCAGCGGAGAUGGUUCUCUGGCGAAUGGUGGCCUCAUGGCUGGUUCCACUUCGGGGGCAGCCUCUCUAACUUUGCCACCACCUCCGCCUCCAAUGCCCGCCUCGCCUACCGCAAGUUUAGCUGCUCCUCCGCCACCUCCGCCGCCAGCACCACCGGCUCCACCACCACCGCCAAUGAUGCCGGGCUUCAGUCCGCUGGGCAGUCCGAGCGGCAGCCUCACCUCGACGGCGCCAUCGCCGCCACAUGCCCCGCCCAUGCUGAGCUCCUUCCAACCGCCACCGCCUCCAGUGGCCGGCUUUAUGCCCGCUCCCGAUGGCGCCAUGACCAUUAAGCGCAAGGUGCCCACUAAAUACAAGUUGCCAACCUUGAACUGGAUCGCACUAAAGCCUAAUCAGGUACGUGGUACAAUAUUCAACGAGCUGGAUGACGAAAAGAUCUUCAAGCAAAUCGACUUCAACGAGUUUGAGGAGCGAUUCAAGAUAGGCAUUGGCGGCGCCUUGCGCAAUGGUAGCAGUGGAACCGAGGUCGAUGGGUCGCUGCAGUCCAGCAAACGCUUCAAGAGACCCGACAAUGUCUCGCUACUGGAGCACACGAGGUUAAGAAACAUUGCAAUCUCCCGUCGCAAGCUGGGUAUGCCCAUUGACGAUGUCAUCGCCGCCAUUCAUAGCCUGGACCUGAAGAAACUUUCUCUGGAGAACGUUGAGCUGCUGCAAAAGAUGGUGCCCACGGAUGCCGAGGUCAAGUCCUACAAGGAAUACAUCAUCGAGCGCAAGGACCAGCAGCUACUCACCGAAGAAGACAAGUUUAUGCUGCAGUUGUCGCGUGUGGAGCGUAUCUCGUCCAAGCUGGCCAUCAUGAACUAUAUGGGCAAUUUUGUCGACAGCGUUCAUCUCAUUAGUCCGCAAGUGCAAUCGAUAGCCGGAGCAUCGAAUUCUUUGAAACAAUCGCGAAAAUUCAAGGCGGUUUUGGAAAUUGUCCUGGCUUUUGGCAACUAUCUCAACAGCAAUAAACGGGGACCAGCCUAUGGCUUUAAGCUGCAAUCGCUGGACACGCUGAUCGAUACAAAAUCCACGGACAAGCGAUCGUCGCUGCUGCACUAUAUUGUGGCCACCAUACGGGCCAAGUUCCCGGAGCUGCUGAACUUCGAAAGCGAACUGUAUGGAACAGACAAGGCUGCAUCGGUGGCACUAGAGAAUGUGGUGGCCGAUGUUCAGGAGCUGGAAAAGGGCAUGGAUCUGGUCCGCAAGGAAGCUGAGCUGCGAGUGAAGGGUGCCCAGACGCAUAUCCUGCGGGACUUCCUGAACAACAGCGAAGACAAGCUGAAGAAGAUCAAGAGCGAUCUGCGGCAUGCACAGGAAGCCUUCAAGGAGUGCGUCGAGUACUUUGGCGACUCCUCGCGGAAUGCCGAUGCGGCUGCUUUCUUUGCAUUGAUCGUACGCUUCACACGAGCGUUUAAGCAACACGAUCAGGAGAACGAGCAGCGUCUGCGCCUGGAAAAGGCCGCUGCGUUGGCCGCUUCCAAGAAAGAGAGCGAUCAGGUGCUAAUGCGCAACAAGGUUAACCAGAAAAAGCAACAGUUGCCCUCAAACGGCGCAUUAUCCUUGCAGGAAGCUGUCAUAAACGAGCUGAAGAGCAAGGCGCACUCGGUGCGCGAGAAGAAGCUACUGCAGCAGGACGAGGUGUACAACGGAGCCCUGGAGGACAUCCUGCUCGGCCUGAAGAGCGAGCCGUACCGGCGGGCGGAUGCUGUGCGGCGGUCGCAGCGGCGGAGGAUCGACAAUAAUCGUUUGUCGCGCACCCUGGAGGAAAUGGAUUGUUAGGACGAGGAGUUAGGAAUCGAGAUCGAGAUCAAGUUCGACGCAAUCGAGGCAAUGACGACGACGGGGCAAUGGCAACGAAUCGAAAAUCAAAAUUCACACUGAAACCGAAACCGAAACAGCAAAAAUGAAAAUAUUACAGAUACUGCAAUAUGUGAUUGGGCGAUUAAAUUGUUUUCGAGACACUCUUACACAUACACAAACUCACAUUCCCUUCCAUGCAAAUCCCUUUAUUUUCGAAUAUUUCUCAAUAUAUUUUUAAGUCAA
This is a messenger RNA of Drosophila erecta, 4687 nucleotides long. It is a transcript of the gene Frl, whose product is annotated as formin-like protein. Gene Ontology annotation, molecular function: small GTPase binding; actin filament binding. The coding region runs from base 863 to 4423 and encodes 1186 amino acids. Lineage: Eukaryota; Metazoa; Arthropoda; Insecta; Diptera; Drosophilidae. Gene Ontology annotation, cellular component: cytosol. The transcript has 9 exons. The record is from RefSeq and is a predicted model, not a curated record. Gene Ontology annotation, biological process: cortical actin cytoskeleton organization; cell migration; regulation of cell shape.